This is a messenger RNA of Salarias fasciatus (jewelled blenny), 5080 nucleotides long. Its product is annotated as ubiquitin carboxyl-terminal hydrolase 40-like. NCBI's taxonomy places the organism in Eukaryota, Metazoa, Chordata, Actinopteri, Blenniiformes, Blenniidae. Gene Ontology annotation, molecular function: cysteine-type deubiquitinase activity. Gene Ontology annotation, biological process: protein deubiquitination. Bases 523 to 4371 code for a protein of 1282 amino acids. The transcript is spliced from 31 exons. The record is from RefSeq and is a predicted model, not a curated record. Gene Ontology annotation, cellular component: cytosol; nucleus.
AGAAACAUGGCUGCCCACUGUUCAGCGAUGGUAUCUCUAUUUACGUCCCGUUUCGUUUCUGUUUUGAGACACACUUUGGAAGAAAGAGCUUCUGUCCGGAGUAUUUUUGAGUAAAGCUAGCUCUGAAUCUGCUGUUCCGGUAAGGAAGCACCGUUUAUCCAGUCGCUGUUGAAUCGACCGUUUUCGGUUAUCGACAGAUUUUUUUUUUUUUUUCGUCUGUGUGAUUUUCGCUGAGUUGUCAAUCUGAUCUUCGGACUGCGACUGCUUUCACGUUGUUGGUCUGCCACGAAAGAUAAGCGGUGCAACUCGCGAGUCCCACGCACGCAGACCCCGGGUCCUCGUCGCGAUGUUUAGCCCCGUGAAGUCCUCCUAUUUCAGAGUCAGCCCGGCCAUUGUCAACAGGGAACUGGGGAAGACCAAGAUGAGAUAGCAAGAGGGCACGUCGGAGUGCAAAACACGCCAUUUACUGCGAGGCUCAACCCCUGCGCCGCCGAGAGUGAAACUGUAAAACAAGCACACAUUAUGUUUGGGAAUCUUUUUGAGGAAGAGGAGGAGGAAGGCUUCUCCUCUCUGUCCUCAAAGGGGAGGGUUGUGAAGGGGGUCGAUGAGCCCCCUCCACCCCGGGGGAAGAGCAACCUGUGUGGCAUCAAGAACCAGGGAGGGACCUGCUACCUCAACUCUCUGCUCCAGACCCUGCUGUUCACCCCUGAGUUCAGAGAGGCUCUGUUCAGUUUGGGGCAAGAAGAAUUGGGACGUCUGGAAGACAAAGACAAGCCAGAGGCCAAGGUCCGAGUGAUCCCGCUGGAGCUUCAGAGGCUGUUUGCCCGUUUGCUGCUGGUGGACCAGCAGAGCGCCUCCACUGCCGACCUCACCGACAGCUUUGGCUGGAACAGCAGCGAGGGGACAAACCAGCAUGAUGUGCAGGAGCUGAACAGGAUUCUCUUCAGCGCGUUGGAGCACUCUCUGGUGGACACGAGCGGCAGUGCAUUUAUCCACCGGCUCUACCACGGGACCAUUGUCAACAGCAUCGUCUGCAAAGAGUGUGGAAACGUCAGCCAGAGACAGGAGGAUUUUUUGGACCUGACUGUCUGCGUUUGUGGAGUGUUGAGCCUGGAAGAAGCUUUAUGGAACAUGUUUGUGGAGGAAGAGCUGUUUGAGGGCAAUAACCUUUACCGCUGUGCGCAGUGUGACAGAUUAGUCACUGCAGCCAAGUCUGCCAAAUUGAGGAAGCUGCCUCCGUUCAUGACCGUGUCUUUGCUGAGAUUCAGCUUUGACUUUGCCAAAUUUGAGCGCUACAAGGAGACAGGACGCUACACUUUCCCCCUCAGUAUCAACCUGCGACCCUUUUGUGAACCGACUGAUGCGGAGGAUUCAGAUUACUCCUACGAGCUCUUCUCUGUGAUUAUCCACAAGGGUGGCUGCUAUGGCGGCCAUUACCACGCUUAUAUCAGGGACAUCGACGAGCUCGGACAAUGGGAGCCACCGGAGGAGGACUGCAAACCUAAAGCUCAGAAAAAAGCCAAGGAGAAUGUGCAAGAGGUGCAUGAGCCAAAGCUUCAAGAAGAUGAUCCAUUGUCAAUUCUAAUGGCCAUAAUUUCCCAGGAGUCAUCAAAGAGUGUCCUGUUGGACCAGCUGGGCCAGAAACUCAUGGAUAAAAUCGGCUCAUCUUGGAGCAAAAAGUUCAGAAAACAAUAUGGUCCCAUUGGAAAGUUCCUACAGUCCCACAGUGAUGUCUUUAUGUUGGUCUCCAACGGCACUCGAGUGGCGCUGAAGGCGAACCUGCCGAGCCCAGAUCAGCACAACGAGCCUCCGACUGCUCCAGACGGCGGAGCUUCUGAACACCAACCCGAAGCCGACCAGAAACACGAACCAGAGCAGGGUAGCCACUGGUUCGACCUCAACGACUCCACCGUGACCUCCAUCAGGGAGUCCGACAUAGAGAAGCAGUUCCAGGGAAAAGAGAGCGCCUACAUGCUGUUUUACAGAAAAACACAGCUGCACAGGCCUGCUGAAGCUCGAAACAAUCCCCAGUAUAAAGUUCCCACUCACCUCGUCCAGAGGGCUCAGGAGGAGAACGUCAAACUGCAAGAGAUGCGGGAGAAGUGUGAAGCCACCAAUAACACAGUGGAGCUCUGCCUGCACCUCGCAUCCAGCUACAGGCUGGAAAACGGAGCCCUGCAGCCAGUCGGCAAGGAGCCCAGUGAGAACCCCGCCCUCAGCUUCGACCGCAGAAAGACAGUGGGAGACCUGCGGUUAGCCAUUUAUCAGAUGCAGGAACUGUGGGAAGGCGACAUGGCUCUGACCGUGGCCAAGAGUCUUCCGGCUGGUUUACAUCUCUACAACACUCUGACAGAUGACAAUAUCUCCCUGAACAGUGCAGGAAUCUACAACAACACUGACCUGUUUGUCUGGAAUGGCAGAGAUGUGUGUGGUGCGACUGUCCUGACGGGAGCAGAGUGGGAGCCGGUCCUCCUCACCGUUGUGCGUCCGUUUUUGGGCGAAGACGCCGAGCCGGCGGCGGCGGAGGAUCCGGACGCGUGCGAGGAGAGCGGAGCAGCUUUUCAGAACGGAGGAGAGUCGGGGCUCAAAAAGGAGGCGAGGGGCUUCGCGGGUGGUUCCACCCUCGGGGAGGUGAAGGAGGCCCUGGGAGAACCAAAGGAGAGCCUGCUGUGCCAGGAGCACCGAGCAGGGCGGCGGAGGGAGGAGGGGGCGGGCGAGGGGGGAGGGGCGAGCGGGUGGAGGGUGUUCCCACCCGACGACAUGCAGCGGACCCUGAAGGAGCUGUCGCUGAGAGAUGGAGACGCGCUGCUGGUGUUGGAGCCGCAGUCGUUCGACAGCAGCAUGUUCACCCUGAACGGAGACGUCGUCACGGUGACGACGCCGUCGGACUGCCGCUGGCUGCAGGUGGAGUUUCGCCCUCAUGUGAAAGAAGAAGAAGAAGAGGAGGAGGAGAGGAAGAAAGUCAAAGUUCCAGCCACUGGAAAUAUGCUACUGAGUGAGGUGAAGCAGAGAGCCGUGGAGGAGCUGCAGCUGCAGGAGCAACCAGCAGGUGCAGGGUUUUGUCUGAGGCAGAUCGACUGCACAGGGAAACUCCUUCCUCCAGUUUGUGAGGAGCUGAGUGUUCGCGACGCCGGGGUGCGACUCAUGACCACACUCACUCUCUGUCCAGGAAGCAGCCCCAGGGCGUCACAGCUCUUUUUGCACUUCACUGUGGGCAUGGCGCCCUCUGCUGGCCUGGAAAUGGACAUCAUUGUGGAGAAAACCUGCACCGUCAGAGAGUGUCUGAAGGCGAUGCUGGAAGCUGUUGGACUCGAUGGCUCCUGUUGGCACUUGAGGAAGCUCGACUGGUGCGAGGAGGUUGGAGAGCCUCUUAUGGAUGAGGAUGCUUCUCUGGCAGAGCUGAGGAUCAGCAAUGGAGAGACACUGGUUGUCACAGAGGGACAUUUACCCCCUAAGGGUUUUCUCACGCUGACCGUGUGGCUGCAUCAGGACCCAAAAACCAUCACCGCUGGUUUUAAUCACACUGAUAACGGCCCCACGGGGGAGCAGAUGUCUCUGAGCGCAGACGAUCCGCACGACCAGUCACUGCUCGUCCUGUGUGGUGGAAACGCAGCGGAGCUGAGGAGUGUGGGGCAGGUCGAGAUAUCGGACGAGGCAACACUGGAGGACCUCAAAACUCAGGUAUUGACGUUGCCGGCCCUUCAGGAUGUGUGUCUGCCCACUAUAGGCUUCAUGCGUGUUUGGCAGCUGGAAGGAAGCAGACUGGCGAGAAUCCUCAGAGGACAGCAGGCCACGCUCAGGAAGUUGAAGCUCACCAGUGGUGCAGAUGUUUGUGUGCAGCAGCUCCUGAAAGAGGAAGAUCUCAGGCCAAAGGAAGUCCUGCUCAAUAUAAAGAUGGGCGUGCCGGGGGAGAAGAGUUACUACCCUGCAGAGGAGAUAGUCUGGGACGCGUCCCACGACUCUUCCCCUCGCUCUCUGCGCUCAUGUCUGGCAGCGCAUUACGGCCUCUCCCCCGAUUCCCUGCUGCUGGCGAAGCACCAGCCCGACAAAUAUACGUGGGAGGAAAUCUCUAACUGGACUCAACAGGUUUCCAAGAAAAAGAAGAAGAAAAAAGCCGAGUCUCUACUGGGAGCACCUUUUCACCUCAAAGAUGGCGACAUGAUCGGCAUCAAGAACCUUCUGGUUGACAACAACAGAGACUUCAUCACCCAGGAGGACGUACAGGGUCAGCAGAGGCUCAGGGAGCAGGUGGAACAGCGCAGGAAAGGAGAGCAGCCUGCUGAGCAUGCAGCAUCGCAGAAGAAGGCCGGACAGACCAAAAGCAGGAAACCAGAGGUGGCUCUGUCCAUCAACGUUGGAGUAUUCAGAUAGUAUUCCGAUCGAUUUUUUUUUUUCCCAGGGUCUACAGAUCAAUCAGGACCACCAACAUGCACACUACGCACAGCGACAUGCUGAAACCAGCAUUGUGCCAUUGUUAUGUUUUUUUUCUUCCUGACUCUUUUGCACUCUGCCGGCGGUUUUCUGUAUAACUGAAGUUUAAAUUGGCUGCACUGCUGCAGAAUGGAGGUCUGAACGCUGGGCCUUGCUGUGGAGACGCCUCAGAGCGGCUCUGUCCCCCCCCCCCUCCUCUCGUUCUACCUCUCUUUCUGCCUCCUUGACUCUUUACUGCCACCCUGCUCUAUCAUGGUAAACGAGUUACACAUAUUUAGUCAAAUACCACUAAGUGUAACAUGACAGAUAAAUAAAUAACCGCCUGUCCUUUACUGGACAUUAUCUAACCUUUUGUAAAUUAAAAAGAAAAAAAAAGCAGGCCAUCUUUUCUUGAGGCAAAAGCAUCACUGUGUUGUGUAACCUCAUGAUUUUUUUUACUAGUAAUUCUUGAUUUUAUGAUUCAGAGGUUCCCUGAAAUUUCAAUAUCAAACAGUUAGUAUUUUACUUGCAUGUAUUAAAACAGAACUUCAGGGAAUUAAAAAAUAUCUGUUUAUAUAAUUUAUUAAAAAUGAAAAAAAAAAAAGCUAUUACUGUAUGAAUGAAGUAUUCUGUUUGGGAGGAGGAUUUCAUUUUGUCAGGGGAGACUAGU